GAUACAUUCUCUCUUAGCAGCAAACAGCAUACAGGCAACUAGUCACUGCAUUAGGGAUGGGAGGUUUAAUGAAGUACAGUAAGUGAGUUUAAAUCUACUGGAAAUCUUUAAAAAAAUUUGCAUUUAGUUUGCAACAGACUUUUUUUAUUUUUUAAUCUCUACUGCAUUAGAAUUUGAAUGAGUAUUACUUAUUAAAAUUUUGGAGAGGCUCCAUUUGUACAAAAUACCCAGAGAAAAAAAAAAAAGCCUUUUAAAAAAAGAUCUGCAGAGUAAUGCAAGCUCCUUACAAAUAAAACUCAGUUCCACUCUGGUAUUGAUUCGCUGACUAAUUGCAAACAGCUAAUUUCAGCUGUGGGAAUCUGCAGAGAGCUCAGAGCUGGUCUGCUUUAGCUUCAAACACCACGAUGAGGAUGCAGGAGUCUGCCUCGCUAGUCUGGGUGCUCUGCUUGGUGCUGGGUGCUCCGUGCUGGGCGGUGCCCGCAGGACAGUGGCAGGGUGUCGGAGGGGGCCACCCCCAGCUGGCCUUGGAGGACGACGUCAACAUCCUGAUGUACGGGGUGCUCCAGUUCAGCGCCGGUCUGCGCGAAAUGUACCGCGGCACCUCCAGCAGGUUCACCCAGAUCUUCCACAGCCUGGACGCGUUCGAGAGGACCCUGGGGCUGCUGGGAAAGAGCGUGCGAGAGGCGAAGGACGCGGGGGUCGAGCUGGAGAGCAGCGUGCUGCAGUUACAGCAAGAGGAGGCACAGCUGAAGAGCCGCUCCACAGAGAUUAACCAGCAGUUCAAGAGCCUGCUGUACGAUCAGCUGGUCCUGCAGAACAAAGUGACCAGUCUGGAGAAAACCCUGAGCAGCCUGGAGGGGACCAAACUGCAAACACAGACCGAGAACAUCUCUCAACUCAAGGCAACUCUUCCGUCUUCCUUCUGCCCCUGCUCCCUUCUCCCCUGCCCCUCCCUCCCUUCUCCGCAAUUUAUUCAUCCUUGAAAUUAAUCAGUCUGAGCUCCCCAAAUACUGUCCAGAACUUCAAGAUGCUUAAAUCUGGUAAAAAGGGGUUACCCUCUCCCCAACACCUUUUCUGAUUAAACCGAGUACUUCUAUACAUUUUGCAGAAAGAUUAAAGUACAUUGUAACUAUGCAUAAUCAUUGCGGUUAUGUGGCAGUACACGUGCAUUAAGGAACUACUAUGCAAAUACACAGUGAUCAGAGACACUUAAUGUAAUACCCAUUUAAAACUUAACAAAAAGCAUGAAACCUACAAUACAGGAGCCCAAAUCAAAGCUCCUCAAACCCACCAACCGAAAUCUGCAGCACAACGCUACACGGCAAAGUGAUUUAUAUCUCGUGGUCGUCUUCUCUUUCCCUGCAGGCACA
Polyodon spathula (Mississippi paddlefish) is the source of this 1370-nucleotide messenger RNA. It is a transcript of the gene angptl8, whose product is annotated as angiopoietin like 8. The record is from RefSeq and is a predicted model, not a curated record. The transcript is spliced from 2 exons. Bases 405 to 983 code for a protein of 192 amino acids. Gene Ontology annotation, biological process: triglyceride homeostasis; regulation of lipid metabolic process. Lineage: Eukaryota; Metazoa; Chordata; Actinopteri; Acipenseriformes; Polyodontidae.